Messenger RNA from Colletotrichum karsti, 1542 nucleotides. RefSeq names its product acetylxylan esterase precursor. Bases 1 to 1542 code for a protein of 513 amino acids. The transcript is spliced from 6 exons. The record is from RefSeq and is a predicted model, not a curated record. Gene Ontology annotation, molecular function: hydrolase activity. Gene Ontology annotation, biological process: mitochondrial citrate transmembrane transport. NCBI's taxonomy places the organism in Eukaryota, Fungi, Ascomycota, Sordariomycetes, Glomerellales, Glomerellaceae.
AUGCGUCCCGCAACCCUCCUCCUCCCCCUCCUCCCCGCCGCCGCCUCCCAGACCCUCUGCCCCCUCACACCCUGCAGCGCCGUCCACGUCCUCCUCAUCCGCGGCACGAACGAGCCGUACCCGGGUCUGCAACAGCCCAUCGCCGAGGCCAUCUGCAAGGACUGGGACUGCACGUGGGCGAGCGUCGAGUACCAGGCCGUCUUCCACGACUACUGCGACUCCGUCGAGGGCGGCGUCGCCAACACCCUCAAGGCCGUCACCGACUACGCCACCCGCUGCCCGGACGCCAAGAUCGUGCUGUCCGGCUUCUCGCAGGGCGGCCAGGUCGUCGGCGACUUGCUCGGCGGCGGCGGCGGGGAGUUCAAGAGCCAGAGCUGCGUGCAGGAGACGAGCGAGGGGAUUGCGCCGGAGGUUUUCCCUGGCGAUCAUAUCGCUGCUGCUCUUAUCUGGGGCUCGCCGAGACACGUUGCGAACCAGACUUACAACUUGCUCGUUGGCGCCCGCAUGCAGUCCGGUUUCCCUCGGGAGGGCGCGCAGCUCGAGUCGCUGAACCGGUGGUCUGCCAGACUGCGCGACUACUGUAAUGCUGACGACCCCGCCUGCUCUCAAGGAACUAGCUGGGACGCGCACGAGAACUACGGCCUGAAGUAUGCGGAGGAUGCGGCUCAGUUCGUCAAGUUCAAGUACCCCGCCGAAUUCGUCAAGACUCGUCGCCAGUUACACGUCAAGUCCGGCGAUGCGCCGCCGAGCUCCCUCUCCAUCGUCCGCGAGACCGUACGCCGCUCCGGCGUGAAGGGCAUCUACUCGGGCGUCCAGGCCCUCGCGGCCUCCAACGCGGCCAAGUCCGGUAUUCGGUUUCUCGCCUUCGAGACCACCCGCGCCAAGCUCGAUGGCCUGAACGGGACCGACCCGAAGGCCGGGCGGCCGAGGUCCGCGUGGAUCAACGUCGUGAGCGGGCUCAGCGCCGGCGUGGCGGAGAGCAUCGCGGUGGUGACCCCGGGCGAGGCGAUCAAGACGAAGAUGAUCCACGACGCGUCGUCGUCGUCGUCCGGCGGACGGUUCGCGAACCGAGGGCUCGCCGGCGCCGUCGGCGUGCUUGUUCGCGAGGAGGGCGUGAGGGGGUUGUGGAGCGGUCUGACGCCGGUGUUGUGCAAGCAGGGGACCAACAGCGCGGUGCGGUUCACGACGUUUGCGAUGCUCCAGGAGCGGGUCGCGAGCUGGUGGCCUAGCCUCGACGGGAGCGUCGGCAGCACGCUUGUCUUGGGAGGGAUCAGUGGUGUUUUUACGGUAUAUGCGUCGAUGCCGUUUGAUAACAUCAAAACGAGGAUGCAGGCUGUUGAUGCGAGGUACAAGGGUAUGCUGGACUGCGCUGCGCAGGUCUUUCGGGGUGAUGGCGUGUUGGCUUUUUGGAGAGGCACUUCGCCUAGACUAGUCCGCUUGACGCUUUCGAGUGGCAUCACUUUUACGGUGUACGACCAGGUGGUCCGCCUGAUCAAGUCGAUUCAAGCAGAUGGUGCCGCUGGCGAUCUCCAGCGCGUGUAA